ACCUGCCUAACAUCAGAAUGCGCCAGUUCCAUUCCUCCUCACGUAACAAUGUUACGAUGCAUUUCGUGCCGGUACGAUAAAUCUCGGAAUCACACACCUGAACAGUUAGUCUAUGGCGAAUGUCAUUGUUUGGGGCUUGUUUCACGCUAAACGCGUAUGUUUACUUUUCGGUAGCUGCUCGAACCCCAAACAAACGUGGUUUACGCUUUCCAAUCGCAAUCGACGCCGUCUAUUGCGGAUGCGACACACCGCCAGACAUGCCCGGAGUUCCUCGGAAUGAACUGCUGACCUAGACGGGUUAGCGUUCAAUUAACAAAAAUAACAACAACAACAACAACAACAUCAACGAAAACAACAAAACAUGAUACUGUCCAUGCUGGUGUUCGGUGGGGCGUCACUGCUGCUGGCGAACGGAAGUAAGGUGUCCUGGCCAGCGCUGGAGAUCAAAUCGAACGAUUUCUUCGAACCGUUGAUGAGUUCGUUUUCCAAGUAUCCAUUCCAUGACAUCUACGAAACUCCACCGUCACCAGAAAUGCUUCUGCCGCACAAUCGCAGUCCGGCACCGAAAACUUUUCGCGAAUGGUCGAAAUCGCUAGCGCUGGACAAAAUCGAGGACACUGCAGAGGGCCGUGCCCGGUUGUGCGAGUUCCUAUCACUGUUUCCGAUCGGACGAGACGAGAAGUUCCCCGGCCGAAGAAGAUUCUUGCCGCUUAAAUUGCGCCGGUUGCUGAAGUAUUGCAGAAGUAAUUGAGAUGUGACUGACAGCAGCGCCAAGAUGAUGUGUUCUAGCCGUGAGAUGUAGAGGCGCUGCCGAACAAACGCGAAUGGAAGAAAAAUAAACUCGUGAGCUUUCUUGUAUACGUUGAGUGCGAUGUUGCGUAGAAGUUGUAUUGAAAGGUUUGUAACCAAGUUUAGGAUAAACUGAAAGUAAAUAAUUUCAUUAUAAAAAUACACCAAAAUAUCUUUCUAAACGGGGUUUCUUGUUGAAUGCCAAUUGUUGAUGUGGGGAUUCUACAAAACUAAUAAAUAUGUUAAGCA
This is a messenger RNA of Malaya genurostris, 1038 nucleotides long. RefSeq lists its product as uncharacterized. The record is from RefSeq and is a predicted model, not a curated record. Lineage: Eukaryota; Metazoa; Arthropoda; Insecta; Diptera; Culicidae. The coding region runs from base 362 to 751 and encodes 129 amino acids. The transcript has 2 exons.